UUGACAGGUGGGGAGACAGAAGAUGUCAAUUGUUUAAGAUGUGAUUAACAGAUGAUGGAUUCAGCGUUGAGUGUUGUGGUUAUUAAUAAUGCACACCAGGGUUAGAAUGUUGAAGUAAUGCCCAGAACAUGGCAACGAAUAAUUUGCAAUGGCAGCGCUUUUGUAUAUGUAUCCAGAAACACGCCCCUCCCGUUCAUUCUGUCACUUUGGAUUUAAAGUGAUUUAAGUACACCUAAUAAAUUAAAACUUUAUUGUUAGACUUAAUUGUUUAUCGCGAUAGUAGUCGUUUAUGCAUGCUGCAUCACUGGUAAUUCGUUUUAUAUAGGUAUGGAAGAUAGCCUGAGUGUAAGGUCGUACGAAUCAGGUACUACUAGUGAAGAAUAUGAGAUUUUAGCUGGGAAUACCGUCAAUAGACCCCAGCUCCAUAUUGCAGAUGACGGUAGCAUUGAUGACUUAAGAAAAAAUUUGAGAGAAGUACUGUCAGAAGACUGCCAGAGUCCAAAAAUGGAAAAUAGUAUAAAUAAUGCAGCUGUUACCCAGUCCUCAGAUGCAGAAGCUAUUAAAAUUGUCGGCAAAAGCAUAUUUUAUAAUGAGGACUCGGACAUUUCAAACUCACCAUCAAAUGAAGUAGAGAAGGAAGACACCAUGAAGAAUGAAGAAUUGACAAAUGUUCCAGAUGUGCAACAGGAGUGUACUAUUUUUAAUGGAGUAACAUAUCUUGGUUCAGCUGCCAUAAAUGCUCCUAAAAGUGAAGCAGAGAUUCAGAGGAAUAUGGCAAUAUUAAAUGAACAGUCUAUAGAAAGUGGAAUUAAAAUUUCUGUGUCCGUUCCAAGCUCUUCCGAUGGAACAGUUGUGUUGUAUGAUGCAGCUACAAAUGCUGUGAUGGCACAGUAUGAAAUCCACCGGAUCUUGUACUACAGCAGAGGAACAGUAGGAACUAAGGAGGCGCCAUGUUUUGCAUUUACAUGGUCUCAUGGAGAAUCCCACGAAUCAGCCAUAUUUCAGUGCCAUGUAUUUAGAUGUGAUAUUCCAGAAGCUGUGGGCCAAGUUUCUGGAUGUUUCUCCAAGGCAUUCCAGCGUGUACCAAAGAGUCUUAUGAAUUCAGUGACAAGUCUUUCCAGUCCAGCACAGUCAGAUGAAGUGUUCAUUUUUCAAGUUACAAUGGCAAUCAAAGAAGAUGAUGGUCAUGGAAAUUUCUCACCUGUUGCAAGAGAUAGAAGUCAUUUCAAACUACGAGUUAAUAUGGAGAAGAAAAUAUGUCUUACUGUACAGCAAGCAUCAGAACAUGGAAAGGAACUGGAAGUAGAACGCUGCUUUGGUGUUCUUAUCAGCCCAGGCCGUUACCGCAAGCACUCUGAUCUGCAACUUCUGGAAAUGGAGGCUCAUCCAUGCUCAGAUUCUGGUGAUAAGCUUGGUUCAUAUCUUAUAUAUGGUCACUGGGAUCCUACAGAACCAGCUUUCGAGUCGCUGAAUAACCCAACACUUCAAGAUUAUUUGACAGUUGCUGUAGAUCUUGUGAUAAAAGGAAUCCAAGAACCAGUGAGAUUUAUAAUUGAGACACAAGUGCGAAUAUUUUCAAAAAAUGAACGUUUUUGGUAUCACAGUAGGAGGCCAUUGACACAACAAUUUAAUCUUCAUUUGAAAGAGAUACCAAGCAAUGAUUUAUCUGAAACACUCUAUGAAGUCAUGAAAAUUGAGAGUAGUGGAAAUUUCGAUGAGACACGAAGGAUUCCAGCUUUAACUCUUGCUUAUCUAACGAGUUCUCCAGCCAUUCCAGACUUAGAUAAUUUGACUCCCAGCAAUGAAGAAUUGUCAGAUGGUGAUGAGCCAUUGCUAAGUGGCACUGGUUCAGUGUCUAAAGACUGUUCAGAGGUUGAACUGGAAUCGUGGGCAGAAGUGCUUCUACGGUGGAGCAGUACAAAUCAGCGUCCACGUCAGUUAGCAGCAUUAGUACGUGCUGGAAUACCAGAAGCUCUUAGGGGAGAGGUGUGGCAACGCUUAGCUUGCUGUGACACUGACACUGCUACAAUGGAUACUUACCGUAUUCUUAUUACAAAGGACAGUCCAUGUGAGACUGUGAUACAGAGAGACAUUAAUCGGACAUUUCCAGCACAUGACUUUUUCAAAGAGGCUGGUGGAUUGGGGCAGGACUCCCUCUAUCGUAUCUCUAAAGCGUAUGCUGUUUAUGAUACGGAAGUUGGAUACUGUCAAGGCUUAAGCUUCUUAGCAGCAACUUUGCUUCUUCAUAUGCCAGAGGAACAAGCCUUCUGUGUCCUUAUUAAACUAAUGUACAAUUAUGGCCUACGAGAUUUGUACAAGGAUGGCUUUGAUGUCCUCUACUUGAGAUUGUAUCAAUUGGACAGGUUGAUGGAGGAGCAGUUACCCAAAUUGUGGCAGCAUUUUACUGAGAAAGGUGUAGAGUCACACAUGUUUGCCUCUCAAUGGUUCCUAACUGUUUUUACAGCUAGGUUUCCACUGUAUUUUGUUUUCCAUAUUUUAGAUGUUUUCCUAUUACAAGGAGUAGAAACUCUGUUUCAAGUUGCAUUGGCUCUGCUGAUGGUUUGUAAGAAGGAAUUACUCACGCUUGAUUUUGAGACGACACUUAAGUAUUUCAGAGUUUCCCUUCCAAAGAAAUGUCGUUCUGAAGAAGUUGCCAAAAAUAUAAUGAAACUAGCUACAAGUCUGAAAGUAAAAAAGCUAAAAAAGUAUGAACAGGAAUUCAUAUCUGAAAAAGAAGCCCAAGAAGCUGAAAAGAGUUAUGCAAGUCGACUUGAAUUUCUGCAGGCUUCCCUGCAACGUUCUGAGGAAGAAAAGAGAAGCCUCGAAGAAGAAACAUUGCAGAUUAAAGAAAUGCUGCAACGUGAAGUACAAAGGGCUGAAAAUGAAAGCUGCAGAAAUAAUACGAUCAUUACGGAAUAUAAACAGAUUUGCCAGAGACUGGAUGCGGAAAAGAUUGCAGCUAAAUUGGCACUACAGGAACUAAGGGCACAAGUUAAGUUAUGCAAUCAGUGUCGGAAACUGGUCUGUGGCACUGAGGAAGAAGUGACAGCAAACACAGGAACGCCAGCUGCUACUAUUGAUCCCCAACUUCAAAGGGCGCAGGAAAGGAUUAGGGAGCUAGAGCUAGAACUAGCACAAACAAAACUUGCUCGAGUACAAGCAGAAUGUCUUAAUCAGGACCUUCUACACAAAUUACACACAGCUAUUACAGAAGCACAAAUGAAUAAAACAACAUGGCCACCAUGGUUCCAAAAGACAUUAAGCUCAAUAAAGGAAGUGGCAAAAAAGGAUCUUAAAGAUGUAAACAUCAAGAUAUAUCCUAAAGAGGGAAACAGUAAAAGUGAAGUAUCAGGAACAAGUCCCAAAAGACGUGAUUCAGCACCUCCAUUCCCAAGAGAUUCUUACAGCCGUGAUAGCCUGUUUGAUGCAAGUUGUUAAAAAGAAACACAUUUGUGAUUAUGAUUUUCACAAUGAGCUUGUGUUUCAUCUGUGUCUGUUGUCCCACAGGUAAUUUUUUUGUGGCUGUAGUAAUAUGUGAUAUAAAAUUUUUGAGAAUGAAAAAUCUAGUUUAUUUACAUACAAUUUGUAAUACAGCAUACAAGAAGUUUGUAUGUGUUAAUUAUGAAAUGUUAGUAUAAUCUGUUCAUAAUAUCCAGUAGUCUGUCUUGAAAUGAGUAUACACCCCUUUGUUAUAGUGAUGUAUGUUAUUUACAUCUGUAAAUUAACAAACAGAGUCGAAGUCUUGGAAGCCUGGAAGUCAACUUGCAUAAAUUUUGUACUUUUCUGGUCAUUCUUUGUUAGAAGCUAGUUUGAAAAUUUCAUUGUAUAUGUUAUGCUGUACCUUCAGUAUCAAGAUUUUUUUGUACAUAAUAUCUAUAGUGUUGCUCAUCUUAAUUGAAAGGAGUUUAUACAUUGUCUUUUUUGGUAUACAUGCAAUAAAACAAAAGCUGUCAUUUCCACAAAUAAUGAGAUUUCUAACAGUAUUAUUGCUUUAUCCUCUAUUGGAAACAUUAUCAUUUUGAACAUGACAAUGAGUAAUGUAUUUAUAAAACGUAAAUACCAGAUGUACUUAACAUUGAUCAGUGUUUAUGGUUAUGUAAUUCUAACUAAUACAGAGCAAUAUAUUCCUUGUGAACAAAACUAAAAGAAUGGUUAUAGAAUUAAUUUUUUUACAUUUGUAACUUCUUUUACUACUGAAAAGUGUCACCACUCUGCUGGAAAACAAGUAAUUCAUAUAGCAUAAAAAUAUAGUUUGUGUUUUUUUAUGUGUUGCAUUUAUUAUUGUUAAAUACUCAUGUUUUGAUACUAGUCUGUGAAUUAAGUAACAAUCCAAAAUUUCAGAAACAUAAAUGUUAGCAACUACAAUUACUGCAAAGAAUAUUCUGUAUUUACAUUACCAAAAGCAUUUUUUACAGUGUACUUGUAAAUGAAAUGAACCACAUGCAGAUUUCUGUGGUAAAUAAACAUUAUGUA
Messenger RNA from Schistocerca cancellata (South American locust), 4473 nucleotides. It is a transcript of the gene GAPcenA, whose product is annotated as rab GTPase-activating protein 1-like. The transcript has 18 exons. The record is from RefSeq and is a predicted model, not a curated record. The coding region runs from base 328 to 3438 and encodes 1036 amino acids. Lineage: Eukaryota; Metazoa; Arthropoda; Insecta; Orthoptera; Acrididae.